AUGCUUCGUUUGUCAACGUUUUGCAUUCUACUGGUGGCGACUUUCGCCCAGAAUGGAUAUGAAUACAACAAGCCGGGCCAGCCGUUCAACCAAGGAACCUCACCAAGCCGUCCAGGAUUUCCGUCAGAUGGUAGAUACCCAACGUCGCCCACAGCAUCGUCUUAUCCCGCUCAACAGAACGAGUACUCCAAUGUAGGCCAGGGUUCUACACCAGGAUACCCAUCUGGGCCCUCCCAAUAUCCUUCGGGUAGCGGUUUCCCCGGCCAAAACGGACAAAAUUAUCCAGGCCAGUCACCAAACUAUCCCGAUCAAAAUGGACAAGCGCCUGGUCGUCCGGGAACAUCAAAUGGUGGGCUAAGCAGACCCGGUUUUGGAACACCCGGUAUCGGCCCCGCCGCACCGGGCUUUGUACCUAACGUUCCUGGAUUCGGCCCCGGUACCCCUGGUUUUGGCCCAGGUAGCCCCGGCUUUGGAAUUGAUGACACUGGAGCGUAUGACGGCGGUGAUUAUUCCGCUAUUCCCGGCGAACCAGACAAAGAUUACCCAAUACUCUCCGAGAUACCAGAAACAUCAUUUAGCUGCGACGCACAGCCUUAUCCGGGAUACUACGCGGAUGUUGAAACUCGCUGCCAGGUCUUCCAUGUUUGCUCUAAUAACAUAACUUACGACUUCCUCUGUCCCAAUGGAACGAUCUUCUCCCAGGAAGUCUUUGUUUGCGUCUGGUGGAAUCAGUUUGACUGCAAUACUGCACCGAGCUUCUACGAACUGAACGCAAAUCUCUAUGACUACUCCAUAACUGGGUCAACUGGCGCCUUGGGCGGUGUACCUGACUUUUCGCAGCAGCAGGGUCCUUCCUAUCCCGGCACCAAUGGGCCACGGGGUCCAUCAAAUUACCCGGAAGUAUCAAGACCCGGUUUCCAAGGACCUCAAAGACCAUCAGGCUAUCCCAGUGGCCCAGGAUCCCAAGGACCAUCCUCUUCCUACCCUAGCAGCACUGGGCCACAGGGGCCAUCUAUAAAUUAUCCCAAUGGCCAAGGAGCACAGGGUCCCUCAGGACCAUCUGGCCCACAAGGCUCGUCAAACACUUACCCAAAUCAACAAGGAAUCUCAUCUUCCUUCCCCGGCUACCCAGGCCAACAAAGCGCUUCACCUUCCUUCGCAAAUCAGCAAGCACCUACAUCUUCUUACCCUGGCCAACAAGGCCCAUCUACUUACCCUGGCCAACAGGGCCCAUCUACUUACCCUGGCCAACAGGGCCCAUCUACUUACCCUGGCCAACAGGGCCCAUCUUCUUACCCUGGCCAACAGGGCCCAUCUCCUUACCCUGGCCAACAGGGCCCAUCUACUUACCCUGGCCAACAAGGCCCAUCUUCUUACCCCGGCCAACAGGGAGGCUCUUCCACCUUCCCCGGAAGUUCCGCAUACCCAAGCUCAACCGCAUCUCAGGGUCUGACUAGUUCGACAGGGUCAAACUAUCCAGGUUCUCAAGGUUCACCAAACUUUCCCGGAAGUAGCCAAGGUUACCCAUCAGUGGUUUAUUUUGUGGCCUGUUGUGUCUAUUUCCGACUCAAGAAACUUCCUGACUAUGUCAUGAUCAUGAAA
Molecule: messenger RNA, 1602 nt
Organism: Iphiclides podalirius (scarce swallowtail)
Lineage: Eukaryota; Metazoa; Arthropoda; Insecta; Lepidoptera; Papilionidae
Source: the annotation of a GenBank genome assembly